Teleopsis dalmanni is the source of this 5517-nucleotide messenger RNA. RefSeq lists its product as uncharacterized. Gene Ontology annotation, biological process: phospholipid translocation; retrograde transport, endosome to Golgi. Gene Ontology annotation, cellular component: trans-Golgi network; endosome. Lineage: Eukaryota; Metazoa; Arthropoda; Insecta; Diptera; Diopsidae. The transcript is spliced from 6 exons. The record is from RefSeq and is a predicted model, not a curated record.
UAUUCUUGUUCGUGAAUGAGUCGUGGUCGCUGCGAUUGUAGAAAAUCGGUAAAACUCGAUUCGAGAUAUCUUCUUUAAAUGUCAAUUUUCUAUUGAUAGCUAAAAGUCGAACGGUACAAGUCACUAGUAACGUACGUAACUGAUUCCAUUAAAGAUGCAAACAAACAAUGUAUACAAAUAUGAAAACUAAGAAGAAACGCCAGUGUUAAGAAAUUUAAUUCUGUAGCUCUUCCAACGCAGGCUAUAGAAAUAAAUAUUGUGUAAAAAAUAAAAGUUCAGUUCAAUUGUUUUUAAUCAAUAUCAAAGGAAAAUUAGCAAAAAAUGUAAGUGUCCAAAUACUUUCCCAAAACGUUACCAAAACUUCAUAUGCGAAGAACUGCGCCGUUAACAGAGGCAAGGAGGGAAGAAAGAUAUAUGAUAUUAAAAAUUAUUAUUCAAAUUGAAGAUGUGAAAAAACGAGAGAAAAUCAAAGAAAAUAGUGAAAUGAAUUGAAUUUUUGGUUCGUGCUGCUACUGCUACUGCUGCUGCUGCUGCUGCGAGAGACGCUACUUUGGGAAGACGUGCGUUGCGUGAGUGCAUUUAGUGGAAAAUUCAAUGAAAAUUUCUAUUGAAGCAAUAAUUUUCGGAUUUUCGGAUCAGUUAUGACAAUCAGUUAUGUGCAGUAAUUCCCAAUAAUUGCAAACAAAAGUGAAAACCUCAAACCGAUAGCUAAUCCAAGUAAUUGCCUCAAGACAAGGAGUGCAGUUCAAUAAAAAAAACUUUUGAAAUUUUCAUUGCAAGUCAAGUGCAUCGCUCGUGUGUGGGCUGCGAUCCUUGCGAGGGUUUAAUAUGACGAUUUGUGUAUUAUACGUUUUAAAUAUGUUUUAAUGUUAUUAAUUAUAAAAAAGUUCAAAUAAAUAAAAUUGAUUUAGCAAAAAAACAUUAUUUUUUAUGCGAAUUGGCGCGCUUCUUGGUCGCUUGGCAGUUAUAGUUUUUUUUUUUAAAUUGAAAAAUCAAUUCACUUUUUCACUCAAAAUUGGUCAAUUAGGGAAAACAUAAUCUCAACGAAAUUAUUUAUCAUUUACCAGCAAAUAUAGAGCGUAGUGCUUAUUCUUUAAUUAUAAAUAUAUAUCUUAUUUCGUUUUCAUUCCCAAACUCCAAGUAAUCAAUGAUGCACACUGAACAGUCCCGCAUCCGAGAAAAUUCAACAUUAUACAGCAACCCUAAUCGCAGCGAUCACUUCCAGAAGUUACUUGUGAAAGCACUCUAAGCAUUCUAAGCAUCCCAGCACAACAAGCGAAUCCGCAAUAAAAAUUAUACUUAUAUCAAUCAACAAAACAUAUCCGCCCACAACGCGUAUUGCAAAUCUACAAUAAAUAGAAUAGAUAAAUAGAAAAUUACAUUGAGAACACGAAACUGAAAUUAUGGAUUGGAUUAUCAGCGAUGAGAUGGGCCUUACGGUAGGCCAUGUUGUGGGCUGGGCUGCAGCUUCGGCUAUGGUCAUUGGUGGUGUGAUACCAUAUGUGCCGCAGUACCGUGAAAUCAAAAAGACACAGGAUGCAGAUGGCUUCUCCCUGCACGUAUGCUUCGCUCUUCUAAUCGCGAAUUCUUUAAGAAUAUUAUUUUGGUUUUCCAAGCGUUAUGAGCUUCCUCUUCUCGUCCAAAGUGUUGUUAUGAACAUAACCAUGUUCCUGAUGAUACAUCUUUGCGUUAAAGUAAAACGAUUAAAUGCCUCCAAUAGAGAACGCACCUUUUCAGGCGAUGACCUCCGCUUACCGAAAGUGAUGACAGAUACAGAUACUGCUGGUUCAGUUUCCACAGACGCUACAGUCUUAAAGCGUUCGCGUUCAAGACAUUAUCUAAGUGAUCUCGAUUUAAAAUUUUUUUGGAAUUGGACCGAUUUUCAAUCAUAUUUAGAUUUUAUGCUCUUGGUUUGGGCAAUCGGAGCAGCAAUUACAUAUCUAAUGUUAUCUGUGGACUGGUUUAUGGAGACAGUAGGUUUUUUUGCUGUCUUCACAGAGGCUAUGUUAGGAGCGCCUCAAUUCCUACGAAAUUUUAAGAAUAAAUCAACAUAUGGAAUGAGUAUACACAUGGUCAUAAUGUGGACACUUGGUGAUAUGUUUAAGACUGGUUAUUUUAUUGUUAGAAAAGCUCCUUCGCAAUUUUGGAUAUGCGGGACACUGCAGGUCAGUUUAGAUAUAGCAAUAUUACUCCAAGUCUGGAUAUAUCGGAAGAACUCCAAAGCACGUGAAAUACGCCGUGGAGAUUAGCAGUUUGCCCCCGAAGAACAACAACAACGAUCUCCACAAGAUUUACCCGACACAAUGACAAAUAUUAAUUCCGAUAACAAUCAAUCUCUGCCGAACACCAUUAGUAGCGGUGAUGAUCAUUUGCUAACAGCCGACGCUGACGACAAGCACUUCCGUUACAUGAAUCAUGAAUACAAAAAUUAUCAUGACAACCGAGCCUUCCAAUAUCACAAUAACAAUUCAUUACCUAAAUCUAAAGCAAAAAUAAUUCAUCCACAUAACAACGAUGAACUUAAUGUAGUUAUAAUACAGCAACGGAAAAGUAUGAAAACGGAAAGUGGAAAUUCAAUGGUCAAUAAAAAAGACAACAGUGGCGGAAUUCGAGCAACUUGUAGACGUCAUACGCGUACAAAAGCCACCAGACAACGACAUAAUGCUACACAAACAGCCGAUUCUGGUAUGGGUUGGAAAUCGCACAGUAACUGUAGCAUACAUGGAUGUAGGAGUUGCUAUGGAAUAAGUACUAAUACCAUUUGUUGUAAUAAAAAUACCAAUAAUUGCUGCAGUGUAUCUACCGCCAAAACAGAACACAAAGGUAUUGUUAAUAAUGAAAUUCCCACUGAAGUCACUUGUCAUUGUCAUAUAACACAUCACUGCCAUCAUCAUUACUCGCCUAUCAGUGGCUCAGCAGUAAUGACAGAUGGAGGCAAAGAUAAUGAUUAUAAAACUCAAACAGCACAGCGACGACGAGAGCUGCGAAGCAAGCGCAAAAAUUGUGAAAGGCUGAAACGUUCAAGUACUCAACAUAAGCAUCGGCAUCAUCAUCACCAACAACACUGCAACCAACAAGAUCAUCAUCUUCCAAUCUAUAUAACAAAUACAAAGUCUUCCUUUGAAUCAAGCGAUGAGCACAUAGAUCAUUGCCCAGCACAAUAUGGCCGACACAAUAGUAGCAAACGAAACGAAAUUGCCAUUGAAAUCGAUGCAGCUACUAUGACUGAGGGUAAUACCAGCACAGCAACUUCCAAUUUUGCUUAUAAAAUGGCGGCAGAUAACGCAGCUCCAAUUAUAAUGGUUCCGGUUCAUACUGAAAUGCGUAAGCAUCGACGGAGUUCGCUGAACUCGAAUACCACAAUUGAAACAGAUGAAUUGUCACAUAAUAAUGAUGAGAUAUUAACAAAUGCUGAUGUAUGCAACAUAGCAAAUGAGUCCUCAACAGUCGCACCACGCGCCAUUUGCUGUAAUGACAAAAACUAUUGCUGCAAUAUAGUCCCAGCUUCACAGACCAACAAUGACUCUCAUGCACAAAAUGAGUGUGUCAAAAUCAAACGUAAACGAUUUAUACAGUCAGCAAAACUCAAUUCAAAUAGUUCUCACUGUUCAUGCUGUUCAAGUUGCUCUUGCCAGCAAGAUCGAACGAGUAGUUGUAGCAGUAUAGAUGAUUUCGCUACUGAUGAUGUGCAACCGCAUGAAUUUACUGUGUCAGCUGAUUGUCAUCACUGUAAUAUACAACGUCAGUCAAGUGCAUCAACCAUUGAUGACUACGAUGAUGUUUCAUUAAGCAAAGAACUACAAAUAUCUUCAAUGCAACGAGGCGCUCAAGAUCAAACAUCAGACAGUUCAACGCGUACUAGUCGCCGUAGCAGUGCCACUUUCUGUUCAUGCAACUCAGCUAAUUGUUGUUAUUGCAGUUGCAGUUGCGAUGAAUGUGAGACUGGCCAAAUGUGUACUGCUCGAGAUGAAACUAUUACAAACACAGAUAAAAUAACUGCACAUAUGCCUACAGAAUAUGAUGACCCACAUUCGAGUACGUUAACACCAGUAACUACAAAUCCCUCUUCGUUGGUAUCAACUCCUCAUGGAGAUGAUGCAGAUGUGACCAUUAGAAGUUUAAGUAACGUACUAGGUGAACCAGAUGCAUCGUCACUAAGUCAGUCAGCAGAAUAUUUCUCUCUUUCAUCCUGCAAUCAAAGUUCUCAACAAGCUACUCCGAAUCACACUGCUACUGCGCCGAUAAUUAAGACAACUAGUACAGCUGCAACAAGUCACAAAACUUGCAAGCAUUACAGCAAACAUCAUCGACAUAAACGUGACUCUCCGCCAAUUGAUUCCUAUUUAUGACGAAGUAUAUCGCUGGUCUCGUGGCCAGCAAUUGAUGUAAACGCGCUGUUGCAGCAAACCAUUAGAAAAUCAGCCAUCUUACAUGAAACAUUGGCUGCUGAUGAUAACCAACAAUAUCGACAACAGAAACAACAAAAACAACAGCUGCAAAUAAUGCAGCAUAACACCAGUCAGCAGCAACAACGUCAUGGCAGUAACGACAGCUCUACGGCAACUUUGACUCCAACAAUUAUUACAAUUGCUAAAUUCCCGCCGUCCUACAACAACGCAAGCAUUAGCACCGGUAUUGGUGCGAGUUCUAAUUCCGCGACUUCGUCCUCUUCACAACAACUAUCUUCACUACAAUCGCUAGCAGCUAUAACUGCUGUAACAACGAUCUGUGGAAAUAAUGGCGCUUCUGUCAUAACAACUGCUUCAGCACCUAGUAGCGGACGUGCCAAACGCACUUCCAAAUUUUCACCAGUAGCCGCUGAAGCUUUUAGCUGUGAUCCAAUGCUAUUUGCACAAGAACGCCGCUCUACAGAAAUCAUUUUAUAGCAACUUUGUUCAAACUUAACACCUGAUGCGGGUGCAGUUCGGAAAGUUUUGACAGCUAUUUUUAAUCACAUAAUGAAUCAGAUUUUAUGUAUACUGCGUUUGCUAGAGUGCAAAGCUUUGUCGUUGGUAGACAGAUCAGUAGUGCAACAGCAGCACAAAUACGGAAUGUGAACUAGUAUUUUAUAUGUUCCACAUAAUAUCGGAACUGAAUGCACAUAUAUUUCUGAUGUAACGUUCUGAACUAUAAGGAAUGCUUUUCUGAUUACUUCGUUUUAUGGUUUUAUGGUUUGGCAGUCUUGUGUGUGUGUGUAAGCACUGAGAAUAUUCUAAUUUUUGUAUAAAUUAAUUUGUCAAAAGAUCAACUUUCGGAUAUGUUCAUACAGGCAUUAAGUUAGUGAAUAGGAAUUUAAAAUUAUUAAUAACAUAUUUAUUGAUCACUAAUUCAUUAAUAUAUACAUAUAUAAUUAAAUAAUUUGUAUACGAACCACAGUUCGAAAUAUAAUAACUAUCAAACAUUUUGUGAGACUUUGUAUUGUUUAUAUGUUGUUUCUCGGGGGUUAACUUUAAAUAACAGUUAAUGUAAUUUAUUUUGAGUUAUUUUUUAUUUUUAUUCAAGAAUUUGAAAAACAAA